This is a messenger RNA of Manis pentadactyla (Chinese pangolin), 4358 nucleotides long. It is a transcript of the gene ZMIZ2, whose product is annotated as zinc finger MIZ-type containing 2. Lineage: Eukaryota; Metazoa; Chordata; Mammalia; Pholidota; Manidae. Gene Ontology annotation, biological process: regulation of transcription by RNA polymerase II; protein sumoylation. Gene Ontology annotation, molecular function: zinc ion binding; SUMO ligase activity. The coding region runs from base 1437 to 4343 and encodes 968 amino acids. The transcript is spliced from 19 exons. The record is from RefSeq and is a predicted model, not a curated record.
CACCCGAGGCCUGACUCCUCUGGGAAGAGCAUCAAGAAGGGGCACAGGUACAAGGUGGGCAGGCAUGCACUGCCUCCCCCUGCCCCUCCCCGCUCCACUUCCUUCAUCUGGCCCUGCUCUGCUGGGACUCUGGGACCUGCUGAACUCAGAGCUUUGUCCAGAGCCACCCAUGGGAGGCCCCACUGCACCCCUUACCUGCUCUGGGGCCCUAGUGAGGGAUUCACCCCCUGGCAUGCCUCCAGGACUGCAUUUGCAUUGUCAAGAUGAUUACCCUCCCUCCCUUGGGCCGCCCUGGUCCCCACUCAGAAAUGUGAGCAUUGGACCCCCCAGGGCCUCAGGAGGCCCUCUGACUGCAAGCAGGGAUCUGAACCAGCAGAGACUAGCUGCCUGGGGAGCCAUCUGUGUGUGAAGGUGUGAGCUCCAGAAUGGGACUUUCCACCCAGGCUUCCCGGAGGGUCAUAGCCAGCCUGCCUCUGUGGUUGGGCCAGGCAGAGGUGGGCAUGGAAGUAGGGCCCCGGGGGUGCCAGGGAGGACCCUAGGCCGUUCAGUAAAGGGCUUGCUUAGGGGGGUGUUUGAGGACACGGGCAGCUUGGAGGAGCAACCAGCCCCUGCCUCAAGCCAAGUGGGAAGAGUUUGUCUUGCUGAAUGGGGGGAAGCCCCCAGCACUGGCGUGAGGGUUCCACACAUGUCUGCCGUCUGCUGCUGUCGUGUCCCCAUCAGCCCUGUGCCUUGUUGGCUCUGCAUUGUAAGCAUGUCCCUGCCCAGCUCUGCGGAUGUCACUGUGGUCUCUCCAGGUGAGGUCUGCUCACCUGGUCCCUGUGCCAGCCUCAGUCCCAGGAGACCCCUUGGCCUGCACGUGGGAGUGAGCACAAGCCACCCUUCUGCCACCCUGGGGAGAGGCCUCUGGGCAGCUGCCAGCCCCACACCUCAUUCCAGCAGGCAUCCUGCACCCUAAUCCCAGGCCGGGCUGGAGGGUAGCUGAUCUUGCCAGCCCCUGGCCUCUAGUACCCCUCCCCAGAGUGGGCAUGCUCCAUACCCUGGCAUGUGGUGCCCCCAGCUGGCCCUCUGCCCUCUGCUGGCUCUGACUUCAGUGUCCUGGGGGGAUCUGGCGAUUGGGUCCUUCUGAGUCCUUCUGGGGGGAUCUGGCGAUUGGGUCCUGGCAUUUCUGGACAUCCAGGCCUUUAUGUGAAGAGUAGUGUGGACAGUAAUUGGUAUCAGCCCUUCAGGGUUCCAGGUCGCAGAGGUUUGCCAGGGCAGUGUGGGUAGGGCUGAUGCGAGGGUGCCCUGUGCCCUGUGUACAGGGUCUCCUGGCCGCAUCUCCACUGGUACCCUCUCCCACCUCUCCCUGCAGCCAGAGCAGCUGAGUUGCUUAUGAGCACUGCUGAGGGCUGUCUCCUGCCCCCUGUGCACCUGGCCUGCAGGCUGCUUCAAGGCCCAUGAACCCCAUGAACCCCAUGAAAUCGCGCGGUGAUGGUCUGUUCGCGUAUGAGGCGGUGCCUUGGCAGCAGAGUGCUACUCAGCCCGCAGGAUCGCUGUCCGUGGUCACGACCGUGUGGGGCGUGGGCAGCGCGGCACAGAGCCAGGUUUUGGGGAACCCCCUGGGCCCCACAGGGAGCCCCCCCGGAAGCUCCAUGAUGCCUGGCGUGGCAGGCGGCAGCCCCGCCCUCAGUUCUCCGCAGUGCCUUGGACAGCAGGCAUUUGGUGAGGGUGGCGCUGGCAAGAACUUCAUGCAGCAAGGGGUGUACAGCCGUGGGGGCUACCCCGGGGGCCCUGGCUUCACCACUGGGUAUGCAGGUGGCCCGGGGGUGCCAGGGGGUCUGGGCCUCCCCUCACAUGCCACACGGCCUUCCACGGACUUCACUCAGGCAGCAGCAGCUGCAGCUGUGGCUGCGGCUGCCGCCACGGCCACAGCCACAGCCACAGCAACGGUGGCCGCCCUGCAGGAGAAGCAGAGCCAGGAACUGAGCCAGUAUGGAGCGAUGGGGGCCGGGCAGGCUUUUAACAGCCAGUUCCUGCAGCACGGAAGUCCUCGGGGGUCCAGUCUCCCCAGCACCAUGAACCCUGCUGGCCUGGGAGGGCUGACAGGGCCCAUGGGCAUGAACCCCACCCGGGCUGCAGGCAUGGCAUCCCUGUACACAGGGCAGCGCCUGCCCCAGCAGGGGUACCCUGGGCCCCCUCAGGCCCAGCCGCUACCCCGACAGGGGGUCAAGAGAGUCUACUCCAGUGAGGUGUACCCAGGGCAGCAAUACCUUCCAGGAGGCCAGUACGUGCCCAACACCACCCAGUAUGCACCUGGCACAGGGCAGCCCCCCGGCCCCUCCUACCCUGGGCACAGGCUGCCCCUGCAGCAGGGCGUGGGCCCAGCCUUGCCUACCUCCGGUCCUGUGGGGCUGCACUACAAGCCCUCAGAGCAGUUCCAUGGGCAGGGUACCAACUUCAAUGGGACUGCCAGCUACAGCCAGCCUGGCCUGAGUGGGCCUGCCCGGUCCAUCCCUGGCUACACUAGCUCCCCAGUGCCGGGGAGCCCCACACCGCCCAUGACCCCCAGCGGCAGUAUCCCCUACAUGUCCAACAGCCAGGACGUCAAGUCUGCCUUCCUGCCCGAGUUCAAGCCCAGCACUGGCUCCUUGCACCCGGCGCCUCCUGGCAGCAGCCCCUGUGACGAGCUGCGGCUGACCUUCCCUGUGCGGGACGGGGUGGUCCUGGAGCCGUUCCGCCUGCAACACAAUCUUGCUGUUAGCAACCACGCUUUCCAGCUCCGUGAUUCUGUCUACAAGACCCUGAUGCUGAGGCCUGACCUGGAGCUGCAGUUCAAGUGCUACCACCACGAGGACCGGCAGAUGAACACCAACUGGCCCGCCUCGGUGCAGGUCAGCGUCAAUGCCACCCCACUCACCAUUGAGCGCGGCGACAACAAGACCUCCCACAAGCCGCUGUGCCUGAAGCAUGUGUGCCAGCCAGGCCGCAACACCAUCCAGAUCACCGUCACAGCCUGCUGCUGUUCCCACCUCUUCGUGCUGCAGCUGGUGCACCGGCCAGCUGUCCGCUCGGUGCUGCAGGGCCUCCUCAAGAAGCGUCUCCUGCCUGCUGAGCACUGUGUCACCAAGAUCAAGCGGAACUUCAGCAGUGGUACCAUUCCUGGCACCCCUGGGCCCAACGGAGAGGAUGGGGUAGAGCAGACAGCCAUCAAGGUGUCCCUGAAGUGCCCCAUCACCUUCCGCAGGAUCCAGCUGCCUGCCAGAGGCCAUGACUGUCGCCACAUACAGUGCUUUGACCUGGAGUCGUACCUACAGCUCAACUGUGAGCGGGGGACCUGGAGGUGCCCCGUGUGCAACAAGACGGCGUUGCUGGAAGGCCUGGAGGUGGACCAGUACAUGCUGGGCAUCCUCAUUUACAUUCAGAACUCCGACCAUGAGGAGAUCACUAUCGACCCCACGUGCAGCUGGAAACCGGUGCCCGUGAAGCCUGACGUGCCCAUCAAGGAAGAGCUGGAUGGGCCGGUGCUGAAGCACUGCCGCACUGUGAGCCCCACCCAUGUGCUUUUGCCCAGCGUGGUAGAGCUGGUGGCCGCCCUAGGCCCUGGCACCACUCCCGGCAACCAUGCCAGCCAUGGUUCCAGCUUCCCAGGACCUGGGGCCUUCCCGGACCCCUUCUCGCCUGCCACACCCAGCACCCCAACCCUCCCCGAGUUUACCCCAGGGCCACCCGUCACCUCCUACCAGUCCGACAUUCCCAGCAGCGUCCUGACAGCAGAGAAGUCAUCCCCCUGCCUUCCAGGCCAGAUGGGGCCAGCAGGUCACCUGGACCCAGCCCACAACCGUGGGCCCCCAGGGUUGAAUGCCGCCACCCUUGGAGGACCCCCUGGGCGCCCACUGCAUCCAAACCCUCCCCCCGCAUCCCGGCAGCCCCUGGGCCCAGUGAGUGCAGCUCCUGUUGGCGAGCUGACCUUUGGUGCUACCACAGGCGUGAUGGGGCUCCCCGUGUCUGGGGCAGGGGAGGCCCCAGAACCGGCCCUGGAUGCUCACACCCACCCUCCACCCUGUUCCUGUCUCAGUGGAAGUGAAGGAUCAGUCCCAGUGUUCUCAAAGCUGCCUCUCCCCUGUACCCCUGGGGCCACGCCAGGCUGGGGAGGAGCUGCUGCGUCUGCAGGCCCUGCCCUCUGUGUGCCCAUCUCUAUUAAAGGACUCCCUCUUGGUGCGUCUGGUGAGUCCUCUGUGCCCCGCCUGCGCCCCCACUUGGGUGGGACUCUGUUUCAAGUUAAGACCCAGCUGCUGCUGCCCUGUGGUAAAUUUCCUUGUCCCUGGAAUUCUCCAAGUUGGCUUCAGCUGGAGAGCUAUUUAUGAAAUGUUGCCAAGGCC